Molecule: messenger RNA, 1788 nt
Organism: Brassica oleracea var. oleracea
Lineage: Eukaryota; Viridiplantae; Streptophyta; Magnoliopsida; Brassicales; Brassicaceae
Exons: 4
Coding region: 28-1689 (553 amino acids)
Molecular function (GO): hydrolase activity, hydrolyzing O-glycosyl compounds
Source: RefSeq, a predicted model, not a curated record
GCAAGAAAACACAACUUCAUACAGGCAAUGACAAGAAAAGAGCCAAAACACCUGUCUUGCACUUUCCCUUUAUUAUGUUUCUUCUUCUCUUUCAUUGCACACACCGUCCCAAACAUGGCUUAUCCUCUCUCCACAAGCUCCCGUUGGAUUGUAGACGAGAAUGGUCAACGAGUGAAGCUAGCGUGUGUGAACUGGCCAUCGCACCUGCAGCCUGUGGUGGCGGAAGGACUGAGUAAACAACCGGUCGACGCAGUAGCCAAGAAGAUAGUGGAAAUGGGUUUCAAUUGUGUUAGGUUAACUUGGCCGUUGGAUUUGAUGACUAAUGAGACAUUGGCUAAUAAUGUCACAGUGAGACAAUCUUUUCAAAGCCUUGGUCUUACAGAUGACAUUGUUGGCUUCCAAACUAACAACCCCUCCAUUAUUGAUUUCUCCCUCAUUGAAGCUCUCAAGAUGGUGGUUACAAAAUUAGGAAACCACAAUGUGAUGGUUAUAUUAGACAACCACCUAACCAAAUCAGGGUGGUGCUGUGCCAACAACGACGGUAAUGGUUUCUUCGGUGACAACUUCUUCGAUCCCACCGUAUGGACCGCAGCUUUGAGUAAAAUGGCAGCAACUUUCAACGGCGUCUCUAAUGUCGUUGGCAUGAGUCUAAGGAAUGAACUUAGAGGACCUAAACAAAACGUUAACGAUUGGUUCAAGUACAUGCAACAAGGAGCGGAAGCAGUUCAUUCAGCAAACAAGAACGUACUUGUAAUCAUGUCCGGUCUCAGUUUCGACACUGGCCUCUCUUUCAUUAUGCCGCGACCCGUCCAUCUAUCUUUCACCGGAAAACUCGUCUUCGAGCUCCACUGGUAUUCUUUCUCUGACGGAAACUCAUGGUCGACCAAUAACUCCAACGAUAACUGCGGUCAGGUUCUAAACCGGAUAAGAAACAAUGGCGGUUUUCUCCUUAACCAAGGCUUUCCCUUGUUCCUCAGAGAGUUUGGUAUAGAUGAAAGAGGAGGAAACGUUAAUAAUGAUCGCUAUUUUGGAUGUCUAACCGGUUGGGCGGCCGAAAAUGAUGUCGACUGGUCACUAUGGGCCCUAACCGGAACUUAUUACUUAAGACAAGGCGUGGUCGGGUUGAAUGAGUAUUAUGGUGUGCUGGAUUCGGAUUGGAUUAGUGUUCGAAACUCGAGUUUCUUGCAAAAGAUCUCUCUUCUUCAAUCUACACUUCAAGGACCGGGCCCUCGAACGGAUGCUUACAAUCUGGUUUUCCAUCCGUUAACCGGACUUUGCCUGGUAUGUUCUCUUAAGGACACGACAAUGCUCACUCUUGGUCCGUGCAAUAGUUCCGAACCGUGGAGCUACACUAAGAAAACAUUACGAAUCGAGGACCAGCCUUUGUGUUUACAGAGUAACGGACCAGAAAAUAGGGUUACGAUGUCUAGGACGGAUUGUUCCAUAUGGCAGACUAUCUCGGCCUCUAGGAUGCACUUGGCUUCGACAACAAGUAACAAUAAUCCUCUUUGCCUUGACGUGGACGCAACCAACAAUAUCCUGGCUAAUCCUUGCAAGUGUCUGAGUAUGGACAGUUCGUGUCAGCCAAUGAGCCAGUGGUUCAAGAUCAUUAACGCUACCAGGCCAUUGAAGAGCUCGAAACUGUACAAACAGUUGGAGAAUCUGUCUCCCAAAUCGGAUAUGUUGUAAAGCUCUUUGACUUGCUAAAAAAACUAUUAAAAAUAAGAUAAAAAAAUGUCUUCUCGUUUAAGAUAAGAAAAUAAUAAAAAAGAUUAGGAUUUCUUGUGC